CGAUUGCCGGCCGGGAAGCACAAUUCCCCCGCCAUCACUACUCGCGCUUUUCGAGCACGUACCACUCGAAUUUAAUCGUAACGGUGCGCACGUGUCACGUCAACAUCUUUUGAUUAAAACUACAAUAUGUGAUCGAUAAUAAUGCGUGUUAUACUGGAUACCAUCCUAUUGUGACUUGACUUUGGUUAACUUGAUUAAUUAAUAUUCUAACAGCGUGUUUUAACAAAGUUUAUUUUAAGUUUGUGAUUUAUCAGUGAGUUGGCAUUCCUCUGAGAGAAGAUGAUAAAGUACAAAGGACUGCUGAAGAAUAAAAGUGAAUGCACGUGUUGAAAAAAGAUAUAGAAAUGUCAAACAUUUUGAAUAAUGCAUUAAAAUAUAGUGAACAAAGUUAACUAGUAAAUUGUGAAAUUGUUAAAGUUUCAAGUCACUUGUAAACAAGUUAAUAUAAUCCUUGACAUGUUCAACUAUUUACCAAUUUGGGAAAUCCUUGGCUUAAAUAAUUAGUAUUAAUUUUCCUUCAUUGCAGUUUAGUUUCAACUUAAAGCCAAUAUGAAAUAUACGAGUAUAUUGGAAGACUAUUAAAGUGCAGUAAAUUUAUUUUAAAGUGAACUCGCGUAACUCAAACGCAUAAACAUAACUUAAAAAAAAACACGUUUAUUACUCAUUACAGUGAUGUGUGCGCAAAAUCAACACUAAAAUACCUAUCGCGUCUAGCAAGUCUACUCUAUGACUAUUCUCCUGUCAAUUGUGAACAAUAAUAACUCAAUAAGCAACAAUUCCUGAUUCCAUGUGAAACAAUACAAACCUCUAUUAUUGAAACUAAAUUGAAUAGUGAAUUUAAAUAUUGAACACAUACUCCACACCCAUAUCUCAUAGCAAUGGAUCAUACCGAGAAUUUGAUGACCGCAGCGAAUGUCAACGCAAAUAACGUUCAAGGUGAUGAGGGGUCUUAUCGACAGGAAGAGCUCGUCUUGCAGCAACAAUGGGUUACGUUGACGGCGAGUAUGUGGCCUAAACCGACGGCCGCAUCGGCACCACGUGGCGGCUGGCGUGUUCCGAGCGAUAGGUUGCCCCUGCUGGCGGCCGUCUUCUGCGGCGCCGCUUUUAUCGUCUGCCUGAUCUUUGCUUUUGUUAUAUAUCGUUGUUGCAUUAUGCCACGCAAGGAGAAACAUUUUUGUAGCCGGGUGAAGGACACUAGUCAGAGUACAGCACUACCCGAUCCUCGUGCGUACCCUAGCCAAUCAGCAGUUUUUGCUGAGCCUAAACCGGGUCUCCACUGGGGCUACUCAAACAGAAUUGUUACACCAUCAGCAUCUGCCAAUUCACAAUGGUAUCCCAGCUCUACAAAUCUUCAGUGCACACAUUGCCCUGGCAUAUGUCCACCGGCAACACCAGUGCCAAGGAGUAGCAGCGUGCCAGGCGCAGGUAGAGAAUCUGAAUAUGCGAGUACCAGCAACGGUAGUGGAUAUGGCACUAGAAAGCAAAGACCCUUAAGUCAACCGAUUGCGUAUGUGGUGA
Molecule: messenger RNA, 1518 nt
Organism: Dalotia coriaria
Lineage: Eukaryota; Metazoa; Arthropoda; Insecta; Coleoptera; Staphylinidae
Exons: 3
Source: RefSeq, a predicted model, not a curated record